UGGAUGUGUACAUGGAAAACUGGUGGCUGACUCUAACGGGACAAUAUCUCAGAGGUUGAGUUCUGUCACCCCCAACUGGCCAAAAAUGAUUAAUGCAGCUUUAAGUAUAACGUUCCUCUGACGAGGGUCGGGCUUUGUGCGUUAGUUACAAACAUAUUUCUAUAAUUUGAUCAUGGAUGAGAUAUAAAAAUCCAAUUUACCACAAAUCAGUGUCCAAUAAGAAAAAAAUGUUUCUUUAAAUGUGUGAUGAUUGAUUCUGAUUGAUUACCUGAUUGAUUUCGACAGUCCUGAGACCGUAGCCUAUCACAGCAUGGGACCAGGGAUGGGCGGAGCUCCAGGGAUGCCGGCCCCUCCCCCACCCCCUCCUCCACCACCGAUGCCGGGCACAGUGUCCAACGGGUCGUACCCUGCACCUCCUCCCCCUGCUCCUCCUCCUCCCCCUCCUCCACCUCCUCCUCCAUGUCGGACCAGCGAGCUCUCCUCCUCUGUCCCCAUGCCCCCCCCUCCUCCCCCUGUAGCCCCGCCUCUCCCAGGUACAGGGGGGUCGCCCACAGUCAUCUUUAACUCUGGACUCGCAGAGGGUCCUCUCAAGUUAUUCUCCGUGAAGAUCAAGAAGCCGAUCCAGACUAAGUUCAGGAUGCCGGUGUUGAACUGGGUCGCCCUGAAGCCGAGUCAGAUCAACGGGACCGUCUUCAACGACAUCGACGACGAGGCCAUCCUGCAGGAGCUGAACGUGGAAGAGUUUGAGGAGCUGUUUAAGACAAAGGCUCAGGGUCCGGCGGUGGACCUGACUCUGUCCAGACAGAAGCUUCCUCAGAAAGCUCCGUCCAAAGUGUCUCUGCUGGAGGCCAACAGAGCAAAAAACCUGGCCAUCACUUUGAGGAAGGCUGGUCAGGGGUCAGAGGUCAUCUGUCGUGCCAUCCACAUGUUCGACCUGCGGACGGUUCGGGUCGAUUUUGUGGAGUGUCUGAUGCGUUUCCUGCCCACAGAGGCCGAGGUCAAACUUCUACGGCAGUACGAAAGGGACAGAAAACCUCUGGAGGCUCUGAGCGACGAAGACCGAUUCAUGAUGCAGUUCAGCCGCAUUGAAAGACUCAGUCAGCGCAUGUCCAUCAUGACCUUUAUGGGCAACUUCACCGACAACGUCCAGAUGUUAACUCCGCAACUCCACGCCAUCAUCGCUGCUUCAGUUUCUAUAAAAUCAUCUCAGAAGCUCAAGAAGAUCCUCGAGAUCAUCUUGGCUCUGGGGAACUACAUGAACAGCAGUAAGAGAGGAGCUGUGUACGGAUUCAAGCUGCAGAGUUUAGAUCUGCUGCUGGAGACAAAGUCGACAGACAGGAAACAGACACUGCUUCAUUACAUCAGCAACGUGGUCAGAGAGAAGUAUCCCGCCAAGUCUCUGUUCUACAACGAGCUUCACUACGUCGACAAGGCUGCUGCAGUGAGUCUGGAGAACGUGCUGUCCGAUGUGAAGGAUCUGCAGCGCGGCAUGGAGCUCACCUGGAGGGAGUUCAGCGUUCAGCACAAUGCCACACUCAAAGACUUCAUCAGCAGGCACGAGUCACGGCUCAACAAGCUGCAGGAGGACGCGCGCAUUGCUCAGGAUGCGUUUGAGGACGUGGUGAAAUUUUUCGGGGAGAGUUCAAAGACAAUGCCGCCGUCCGUCUUCUUCCCCAUCUUCGUCCGUUUCAUUAAAGCAUACAGGCUGGCGGAGGAGGAGAAUGAGCAGAGGAGGCGUCAGGAACAAAUGUUACUGGAGAAACUGGAGCAGGAGGAGCAGCAGCAGGAGGAGGAGACCAAGUCUCCCUCCCACAGGGGGAAGCGGCAGCAGCAGGAGCUGCUCACCGAGCUCCGAAAACGUCAAGGCAAAGACAGUCGCCAUGUUUAUGAAGGGAAGGAUGGCGCCAUAGAGGACAUUAUCACAGCUUUGAAGACCGUCCCCUUCACGGCUCGAUCCGCCAAACGCAGCUCUCGCUUCUUCUGUGACCCUGCCCACACUGAGGAGCACUACUGAGGGACAGAGAGAGACAUUACAUUGUAAAGAGAGCUUAAACGUCAGCAUGUUGGAGGAUGGUGUCUUCUUCAGCUGGCCAUGCCCACUUCUAAUCGAUGGGACCAAUUAGCACUUUGAACAUUUCUGAUCGAUUAAUGUGAACUGAUGACAUCAUGUUUUGUAUGUUACUUUAUUGGUCAGUUUGUGCACAGACCAGGUUCCCAGACACCACCUGACCUCUGACCCCUGACCUGUCCCUAAUGUUCUGCUCUGUUCUGACCGCUGUCAAACCAAACUCCAUCCAGGAAUUUUGGGAUUUAAAGUGACACCAGAACCCAAAAUCCUGGUUCUGGGUCAGUAUGUCUGUGGUCCUGUGGUUGUUCUGGGUUCCUUCAAUCUGUCUCUUUAACUGGAUCGUGUACAGGGUUCUACUACUUUCACUACAUUGUGUUCUACUGUGUUUUACUGUAUUUACUAGCCUUACCAGAGCCAGGUAUACACAGAGUCUGGCACCUUUCUAAAGGGUUAGGAAACAGUGUAAGCAAGAAGCACUCAAACACAAGAACCUUUGCCAGACUCUGGUUAUCUGUGGCUCUGGCUCACCUUCCUGAACCUGACCCUUCCUCAAAACGCAUUUCCUCUGAAGCCCCGCUGUUAGCCUGUUAGUUACGGUGGCCUGCAAAAGUUUGGGCACACCAGGAAAAUAAUUAAUUUACUGUGAGUAGUUAACUAAGUAGAAGAUGAACUGGGCCAAUUUUUGGGCCGUCUUCAUACACUGGUCUUUUCGGUCUAUCCACAGAUUUUUAAUGAUGUUUAGGUCGGGGGACUGUGAGGGCCAUGGCAAAACCUUCAGCUUGCUCCUCUUGUGAUAGUCCAUUGAGGCGGUAAUCAUCCUUUUAGCCAUUUCAUCUGCUUAUCUGGGACAUCCCUCUCCACGGCAACGCUUUCGAGCUCCUCCUGGAAGAUCCCGAGGUGUUCCCAGGCCAGAUGAGAUAUAAAAUCCCUCCAGUGUGUUCUGGGUCUGCCCUGGGGCCUCCUACCAGUGCGUCGUGCCUGGAUCACCUCUAAUGGGGAGGCGGCCAGGAGGAUCCUGAUCAGAUGCCUGAACCACCUCAAUUGACCCCUUUUGACGCAGAGGAGCAGCGGCUCUGCUCCGAGCUCCCUCCGGAAGUCCGAGCUCCUCACCCUAUCUCUAAGGCUGAGCCCAGACACCCCACAUUGGAAACUCACUUUGGCCGCUUGUAUCCAUGACCUCAUUCUUUUGGUCACUACACGGAGCUCAUGACCACAGGUGAGGGUUGGGACCAGUAAAUAGAAAGCUUUGCCUUCCAGCUCAGCUCCCUCUUCACCUCAACAGUCCGAUGCAGCGCCCACAUCACUGCAGAAGCCGCACCACACCGCUGAUCCACCUCAUGCUUCAUUCUACCCUCACUGUGAACAAGACCCCAAGAUACGUAAACUCCCUCGCUUGACGCACCAACUCUCUCCCAACCCAGAGGGAACAAUCCACCAGUUUAAGGCUAUUUUUACAAAUGCUGUGAUGUUUGCUUACAGAAUUUGCUGGACUUUAACUGACUUCAUUCUUUGCUCUACCUGUGAAAUGCUCCCCGUGCCACUGGCUGCAACACAAGCCCGAAGCAUGAUCCAUCCACCCCCGUGUUUAACAGUUGGACAGGUGUUCUUUGCAUGAAGUUCUGUACCCUUCAUAGACCUUUCUACUGUUAGUAAACACUAUGGCUUUUUUUGUGGGCAGGGCUUAGCUGGAGGCAAAACAAUUCUCCACAGACAUUAGCUAGCACUAGUUAGCAAGUUCUGUUGUCUUGUUUUAAACGAUAAAGAUGAUGUGAGUGGUGCGUUCAGAAAUAGGAUGUUUCAUCUUUAAUCUCAUAUAUUUUAUUUAUUUAUUUUUUUAAAAGAUUUUUUUUGGGCAUUUUUUGCCUUUAAUGGACAGGACAGUUAAGUGUGAAAGGGGGAGAGAGAAAGGGGAUGACUCAAACCCGGGCCGCUGCGGCAACAGCCUUGUACAUGGGGCGCCUGCUCUACCACUAAGCCACCGACGCCCCAAUCUCAUGUCUUUUGACGAUCAGUUCAUCUUCUACUCGCUGAACUACUCACAGUAAGUUUUGACCAGGGGUGCCCAAAGUUUUGCAGCCACUGUAGCUCUGGAACCGCACCAGCAGGAAUAUUGACUGAAAAAUAAACCCUGCCUCAAGAAACUCGGAGCUACAAAAAGCCAAAUUCUGGUCUUGUUGUGUUUUGAAAUGUGUCACCAGUGAGGGGGUGCUGUGGCCCCAAGACAACAGAAUAAGAAAAGCACGUCUCCGUCUGCCCUUCAAGAACUCAACAGACUUCCCUGUAACGUAGAUGCAGUCUGAGACGAUGUUUCAGACGAUAAACUGACCUGAGUCCUGAUUUACUGAUGAAACUCUUCGGUGUGUAACAUGAAGCAGCGAAAGUGAGGUCAGUCUGCUGGUGAGGCUGGACAUACAUACUCUGACAAACCCAAAACAGACUUAAAGCAGCCCCUCUUUACCUGUGUAGAGGCAGGUCUCAAACUGAACACUGAUGUGUCCACUCCAGCAGUCCUGCAUCAACAUGUCAUCACAAUCCUGCCCCCCCCCCCCCCCCCCAAGUCAAAACAAGACAAAAAAAGUGAAACAGCACAAAGUUUUCUACGUGUACAUACAUUUUCUAGAAAGCUGGUUAGCGUUGCUCGUACUGUUUAGUGUUUGUUGGUUGUUGGUGAUUCUGCACUUGGUGGUGUGAAUAAAAAACACACCCUGUCUACAUGACGUCUGUCAAUUUAAUGCCGGUACUACUCUUACUUUAGUAGAUAGUACUUUUCAACCUUGACCCUAUUUUACCAUGUUUUUAUGUCACAACAGUUUUUUGAAGUGGUCUAGCACUGAGGAAGAGCAGCUGUUGUCAGUGUCCGUCCUCUUAAAAUGUUUGUUCUUGUCACUGACAGGCUCAGAUUGUUGUUCUGAGUGUCUGACACCACUGUGGGAAGGACCCCUACAGAGAUAGAGCUUUGUGUUAAAGAGUAAAGACCCAAA
Messenger RNA from Epinephelus moara (kelp grouper), 5049 nucleotides. Its product is annotated as formin-like protein 2. Gene Ontology annotation, molecular function: actin filament binding. Bases 311 to 2014 code for a protein of 567 amino acids. Lineage: Eukaryota; Metazoa; Chordata; Actinopteri; Perciformes; Serranidae. The record is from RefSeq and is a predicted model, not a curated record. Gene Ontology annotation, cellular component: cytosol. Gene Ontology annotation, biological process: regulation of cell shape; cell migration; cortical actin cytoskeleton organization. The transcript is spliced from 14 exons.